Herpailurus yagouaroundi (jaguarundi) is the source of this 2641-nucleotide messenger RNA. RefSeq names its product tudor and KH domain containing (gene TDRKH). Lineage: Eukaryota; Metazoa; Chordata; Mammalia; Carnivora; Felidae. Gene Ontology annotation, biological process: piRNA processing; spermatogenesis; P granule organization. Gene Ontology annotation, cellular component: P granule. Gene Ontology annotation, molecular function: RNA binding. Bases 207 to 1895 code for a protein of 562 amino acids. The transcript is spliced from 14 exons. The record is from RefSeq and is a predicted model, not a curated record.
AGGCGGGAAAGUGGGGCCGAGCGAAGGGAGGCGUCCGAGGGCGUGGUCAGCGGAACGCCGGGGCUACUAACGGAAUCCAAAGGAAGUGCUCUGGCCCCACCACGAACCCCCAGGCCAGUUUGGACUCUGCGACUGGUGUUUUUGGUCUUUUUUGACACUGAGAACCGCCAUCAGUUUAUCGGAUGUAAGUCAGAAUACAGCAGAAAAUGUCCACUGAACGAACUUCUUGGACAAGUUUGUCCACUAUUCAGAAAAUAGCGCUGGGCCUCGGGAUCCCAGCCAGUGCAACAGUUGCCUAUAUCCUAUACCGCAGGUACAGGGAGAGCAGAGAAGAACGGUUGACAUUUGUUGGGGAGGAUGACAUCGAAAUAGAGAUGCGAGUUCCCCAGGAGGCCGUAAAGCUCAUCAUUGGCCGGCAAGGAGCCAAUAUUAAACAGCUGCGGAAACAGACAGGUGCUCGGAUUGAUGUGGACACAGAGGAUGUAGGCGAUGAACGGGUGCUGCUUAUCAGUGGGUUUCCUGUGCAGGUGUGCAAGGCCAAAGCAGCCAUCCAUCAGAUCCUGACAGAGAAUACCCCUGUGUCUGAGCAGCUUUCUGUUCCGCAGAGAUCCGUGGGCAGGAUCAUAGGGAGGGGUGGCGAGACAAUUCGUUCUAUCUGUAAAGCCUCUGGAGCCAAAAUUACCUGUGACAAAGAAUCAGAGGGGACGCUACUACUAUCAAGGCUUAUAAAAAUCUCAGGAACACAGAAGGAAGUGGCAGCAGCCAAGCAUUUGAUACUAGAGAAAGUUUCAGAAGAUGAAGAACUUCGGAAGAGAAUUGCUCAUUCUGCAGAAACCAGAGUCCCACGCAAGCAGCCAAUCAGUGUAAGAAGAGAGGAAGCGAUAGAGUCUGGUGGAGCUGGAGAGCCAGCUUUGUGGAAGAGCACUGAUACUGGUGCCGGACUGGAGCCGGCUACACCACUGAGAGUUCCUCCCCGAAAAGGAAGCGGUGACAUGGCUGUCGAAGGGCCGGAAGGUGCUUGGGAGAAACCUAAUGGGGACAGCUUUCAGAAAUCUGGAGCCCAGACCAGUCCAGAGAUGUCCAUGUUUGAAAUCCCUAGUCCUGACUUCAGUUUCCAUGCUGAUGAGUUCCUGGAAGUCUACGUGUCUGCCUCUGAACACCCUAACCACUUCUGGAUCCAGAUCAUUGGCUCCCGCAGUCUGCAGCUGGAUAAGCUUGUCAGUGAGAUGACCCAGCACUAUGAGAACAGUCUACCUGAAGACUUGACUGUGCAUGUGGGAGACAUUGUAGCAGCACCUCUACCUACAAAUGGCUCCUGGUACCGAGCUCGGGUCCUUGGCACUUUGGAGAAUGGGAACCUGGACCUGUACUUCGUUGACUUUGGAGAUAAUGGCGAUUGCCCACUGAAGGACCUCCGGGCACUCAGGAGUGACUUCCUAAGUCUUCCAUUUCAAGCAAUAGAAUGUAGUCUGGCACGGAUCGCCCCCUCAGGUGAACAGUGGGAAGAGGAAGCUUUGGAUGAGUUUGACAGACUCACUCACUGUGCUGACUGGAAGCCCCUGGUGGCUAAGAUCUCCAGCUAUGUCCAGACUGGGAUCUCAACUUGGCCCAAGAUUUACUUAUAUGAUACUAGCAAUGGGAAGAAACUUGAUAUUGGGUUAGAAUUAGUUCGUAAAGGAUAUGCAGUUGAACUUCCUGAAGACAUGGAAGAAAACAGAGCCAUCCCAGACAUGUUGCACGAUGUGGCCACAGAAACAGAGGUCUCUCUCGGCAGCAUGCUCGCUGAGACCAGGAAGAGCCCUGGAGAAAUAGCAAAUACCCUGUCCUGCCUCAGCUUGUCAGAAGCUGCCUCUGUGUCUGGUGAUGAUAAUCUUGAAGAGGACUACUUACUAUGAAGUCAGCUGACGCCGUCUGCUGUGCCGUGAUUUGGUGCCUGGAGAGAGGAGCCUAUGAUAAAGGGAUCUAUGCAGUCCUUCCUCCAUUACCUACAUGAUCUGGCUUGCUGUGGACCAAAUGCAUGCUCUCCUUCUGUUGGACUACCACAAAGAGUGUGGGGUGAAGAAGAGGACAAGUACAUGUCCCUUCUCCACCUGCCCGACCCCAUCUUCUUCGAGUUUGCUUCCAGGCUGCUCAGCCUCUGGUCCGCUGCUCUCUGCCAGGCGAUUAUUGUAUGCUUCUGCAAGGCUGUGUCCUUUUUGAGGCUGGAAAGCAGCCAGGUUUUGGUCAGUGGAAGUGAUGAUUCUGCAGACUUCUGACUCACCUCCUCAGGUGACUCUGUUAAUUAAAGGAGGUUUUUGAGUGAUUAGCUCAAAGACCGCAGUUGAGUUGGGAGGCACAGGCACAAAUCAGCAUGAUUAAAAAGCCUCAGGAAAUGGGAAAGAACACUGCCUCCCAGCCUCAACUGCUGAAAUGUUAUUGGAGGUAGGUUUUUUGAAACAGUGCUCCAGCUAUUUCCCUGUUAACUUUGGUUAAAAUACAAGUUAGACAAAGAGAGGGCAUUUCAGGAAAUACUCUAAAGUGCUAGUGUAGUAUCUAUAUGUAUACACACACACACCUCCAUGAAGUGAAAGAGAACUUCCAUAGCCGUUUAAAUCAUUUGGGGGAUUCUUUGAUGAAUAAAGUUCUCAAGAAAGAUCUAAAA